This is a messenger RNA of Myxozyma melibiosi, 498 nucleotides long. RefSeq lists its product as uncharacterized. The record is from RefSeq and is a predicted model, not a curated record. The transcript has a single exon. Gene Ontology annotation, biological process: chromatin remodeling. The coding region runs from base 1 to 498 and encodes 165 amino acids. Gene Ontology annotation, cellular component: Swr1 complex. Lineage: Eukaryota; Fungi; Ascomycota; Lipomycetes; Lipomycetales; Lipomycetaceae. Gene Ontology annotation, molecular function: nucleosome binding.
AUGCCGCUGGUGGAAAUAAUAGCAAGCGGCAGCACCGCCGGCGUCAAGAAAGCCGGCGUCGGGCGCAAGCGCGCAGUGGCCGCCAACCACCCCGCGAACGCGAAACCCGCCGACUCCGCCGUCGUCAAGCGCGCAAUCGCGCGACGCAUCGCCGAUCUCGAGCGCGAAAACUACAAUGACGCUGUUAAGAUUGAUAUUCCGAAGCGGCAGGGGGGCAGCAGCAGUGGUGCGGGGCCGAGUGUCUCGGGUAGGACGCCGGGCGUGAGGAAGCUUUUGCAGUCGAAGAAGGUGUUGCAGAAUUUGGUUGAUGAGGACGAGGCUGGCGCGAGUGAGGUCGCGGCCGUGAUGGCGGGCGCGUCGCUUUAUCCUGCGCGAAAGAUCUGCAGUGUGUGCGGGUAUUGGGGUCCUAUUACCUGCGUCAGAUGCAGAGCACGGUAUUGCUCGAUGGCGUGCGAAGAUACGCAUAGGGAGACUAGGUGUUUGAAGGUGUAUGCCUAG